AUGCCUACUGUGUUAACUAAGUUCACUCCUUACAGGCGCCCAGAUGUGGCUAUCAGUGCCCUGGACACAAGAGCCAUUGGCUAUCAAGAACCACUUGUCAUCACCACUCCGAAUAUGGAUUGGGUACCAGAACUCCACAAUGACGACCUAGAAGAACUCAGGGCUCAAGCAGAUGGACGUUUUGGAGCUGCUGAUUGUUUCCAAUGGCCACAGAUGUAUUGUAAAGAGUUUGAAUAUGCCGUCUGCAUCCCUUGCAAGGAUGCCUCAUCAAUUGACCUGCAAUUUGCCUGGUUCACUCCCACUACAGCCGACUUCACCAUUCAACCUGGGACUGCAUUCACUCGAGUUCAACUGUGGCAGGCAAAUUGGGCAGGCAAGAAGGACAUUGUCACUAACAUGCUUGCAUCCCUCAAGCAUGACAUCAAUGUGCUCCGGCGACAUCCCUUGACGUACCACAAUAUCAUCAUCUUUGUUGCCCAAGCACAAUGCUCAUUCCUCGACAUCAUGGCUUUCAUGGACUUUGUUGAGAUAGUUCAACCUCAUCUCACCUCAGGCUGGUCCUCUUGGGAGGCUUAUAUUUCUCCCCAGAUGAACAUCAUCAAACUGGUCAUCCUGACAUUCCCAGAUGAUCUGACAAGGAACGUCUAUUGUGAAGGCAACAUUGCACAGCCAUUCCCCCUCCUGUAUCAUGGCCCUGGUGGCUUCAACCAUCACUUUCAUACCUGUCGGGCCUACACUGGCACUUUCACUGUGAACCCUGGUGCCCCAUUGCCUUCGACACUGCUUCAAACCCCAGCUAGUGGUAAAGCUCCCUCUCAGGGACAAAAAAAUAAGAAGGCACAAAACAUUACUUCAUCUCAAUUGAUGAAGCUGAAAGUUUCUAAGGUUGCUGACGGCCAACCUAACCAUGACAAAUGGGAGGACCUCCAUCACCCAGAAAACCCUGAAGCCAUCGGCUUUUGGACUUCCACCUUCCAGAGAGCAAACAAGGACAAAGAUUGCAUCAAAAAGGGUCUCGUUGAUCAAGGGUAUUGGUUCCCUGAGCCUGCACUUCUCAUUACUCCUAGUUCACCAGAGUUCGCGUCGAUCACAACCCUCCAGAGUGCUUUCCAUCACCACAACUUUGGUCCUACUGCUGCAGCCUCACGGAAGCAAGCAGCCACACAAAUAUUUGGCGAAGAUCUUCGGGACACCCAGGGAACCACAUGGGCCAUUGGUGAGAAUGUGCAGUGGCAUAAUAUUAUUUUCCCUGAAGAGGGCGGCUUUGUGAUGUGGUCAUCAUCUUUACCCAAUGACAACAGUGGGUUGUGGAGUCAUCAGAUGAUUGACACUUUCCCCUAUGUUGAAAAUUUCUGCAAGCUGUUGUCCUGCUGGGAGGAUUCCCCAUCACGCCUCAAUGCACCAUUGGAUGCAAGUGUUUUCAAUGUUACUAUCAAUCUGAGUCAUGUGUUUAACCUAAUGCCUCCGAACCUUCUUGAAUGGAAAUUUUCCCUCAUUUUCACCCUCCACUCACUGUUACACCCUGACUAUGCGUCUUACGGUCCAUUUUUGAACAAUGGCGAGGAUAUCAGCAUCUCGCAAGCUCCAGAUACCUUGCCUAUUGCUGAAGGUUCUGUUGAAGAUGGAAGCCCUGAACCCUCCCCUACCAAUAAGGAUUCUGGUGCACUUGCAGAUGAUAACACUGUGGUUGAUUCUACUGUAGAUGGCCCUAUACUCUUCAAGAAGCGCAAGACAAUAUCAUCAGCAGUGCAUGACAGUGACAAUCAAUCAGGCAGUAUGUUAGACAAGUAUUACUGCAUUAUAGCCAAGGGUAAGGGGAAGCAGCUACCUCCCCCUGCAGAUGAUGAAGAGCAACACAAUGAUCAGUGUCAGGCUGACCUUGACGAUGGUCAGCAGCAAGUCGACCUUGACGAAAAUUCUGGUGAUUCCCUUAUGUCUGGCCAACUCCUGCAAGAAGCCAUUGAUAAGGCCGUCACCUUGGGUGACAAAACAGCUGCAGAGGUGGAGAAGAUUGCCAAGGAUUGGAACAUGUACCAAGCAUGGUACAAGAUGAAGCACCCCAAGUCUUCUGACAUGUCUACAAAUGACUGGAAGCAGUUGCAAUGUGACCAUUGGGUCAAACACUGCAAUAAGCAUGAAAACCCCAAAUUAUGGAAGGAGAUCCAUGAGUUCUGGGACGGGAGCUCCAAGAUCACAGAAGAGUCCUCAAAAGCAUUGUACAACCAUAUCAUGGCUGUAUGCGAUGCCUUCACCCUCAGUUGCCAAGCUUAUUUGUGCCUUGAGGAUAUUUAUGUGGGGGGUUUCAUAUUAUAUACAGCUCCAAAAUUCAAUCCUGAGCUCGCAUGCGAGAAAUGGGAGGGAACUCAUGACCACAAUUGCCAUGUAGCUCCCAUUAUGAUGCUCAAAAAGUUUGCUAUAGAAGGUGCUGGCAUCCUGCACGAGGCGAAAAAUAUUCCCUGGAAAACUAUGCUCAAUUCAUUAUACCUUCACCAAGCACAGGUCAUCGACUGGCCUGCAGGUGUCCCUCCUGUCGGCUCUGAUUUUGUAUUCAAGGACUUGAAGACAGACAAGCUCAAGGCACUGGUUGGUCCCUACUUAAAGCGCUGCAUGGGCUCUGACUACAAUGUGGAGCUUGCUUGUGUCAAACACCCAGAGCUGAAGAAGAAAAGGAAAGUUAAGUUAAGUGGGGUGAAGGUUCCUGAGACAGAGUUGAUGUUCGUACCUUGGUUGGAUGAGUCUAAAGACUUAAUGAGCAAUGAAGAUUCCACCAUGUUGAACAUCCCUCUCAUCACUGACAUGGAUGGUAAAGUCCAGCAUACUCUCAUGGACUGUGUUCUGUUUAUGAAGAAUCUGCCGCCUAGUAUUGAGGUUCUGGACUCUGCUGGUUCCCCCCCUUGCAAUUCUCUGACUCCUCAGCCCUCCUCACCACUUGUCUGGUCCCCUUCUCCACCAUGUAGGGAUCACCACAAGGUCAUGUCACUUCCCCAUCCCAUCCCUACCAAAGUCCCUCCUUAUCAACCUUUGUCACAGAAAGCCAUUAUUCCCAUGACCAUCAGCAGCAGCGUCACUUGCAGCACUGUCCCACUCAACAACCUCAUCAUCAUAGCCCAUCACCACCUAUUCACCAUUCUCGUCAUCAUGGCUAUGCUUGCUCCAGAUCUCUGGUCCAACACCAGUAUGCAUAUACCCAAGAAUCUGCCCCUGUUGCUGGUGUCUCCAAUGGAAGAUGAAGAAGAGGUGGAGGUAGAGGAUGGUGGCUAUGAUCAUGAUUACUUCGAAGAUUAUGAAUGA
Molecule: messenger RNA, 3291 nt
Organism: Suillus subaureus
Lineage: Eukaryota; Fungi; Basidiomycota; Agaricomycetes; Boletales; Suillaceae
Exons: 23
Coding region: 1-3291 (1096 amino acids)
Source: RefSeq, a predicted model, not a curated record